CUCUUACUGUAUUGACGUUCGCAUCGUUCGUAUUGUUUAUCUUUCUCGAGAUGAACGCUAGUCGACUUUACUUAUAUUUAUUGAAGUCUCUUUAAAUAGCCAUAAUUCAGACUAUAUUAAUGAGUUUUUAAGACAUUUAGAGUGUGGUUGUGUCACACAGCAGGCGUUAAUACGAGUGUUUAGGGGUUGUUGUGUGUUUUGGCCUGAGCUGAGACACAUUCAUAUAUUUCACACAUUUAUUAUUAUUUUUUUGCUCAGGACUUUAGUGUUUUUUAUAUUUGUAUAGUAAAUCAUGGCUGUUGUCAACGAGGGAGCUCUUAAAAAGAUGCUGAAGCAAUACAAGUACAGAGAUCUCACUGUCCGAGAGAUAACAAACGUCAUCUCUCAGUACAAAGACCUCAAACCCGUUAUGGAUGCGUACGUGUUUAAUGACGGAUCAUCCAGAGACUUGAUGAGCCUCACAGGAACUGUACCAGUUAGUUAUAGAGGAAAUGUGUACAAUAUUCCCGUGUGCUUGUGGCUGUUGGAUACGUAUCCCUACAAUCCUCCUAUAUGUUUUGUGAAGCCCACCAGUGCGAUGAUGAUCAAGACCGGCAAACACAUUGAUGCCAACGGCAAGAUCUACCUUCCCUACCUGCACGAGUGGAAGCAUCCUCAGUCAGAUCUAUACGGGCUCAUCCAGGUCAUGAUCGUGGUGUUUGGCGAGGAGCCGCCUGUUUUCUCCAGACCCACGACACAGCCUCCUUACCAGGCCUUCCAAGCUGCCGGACCCCCCAACCAGUCCUAUAUGCCAGGAAUGCCAGCAGUGUCUCCGUACGGGCCCAACCCAAACCCAUGUGGUUACCCAGGUUACCCUUACCCAGGAGGCAAUGCUUACCCUGCCACAGGUGGUCCUGCACAUUACCCUUCCCAGACUCCUGCCACCACUGUGGGUCCAAGUCGUGAUGGUACCAUCGGUGAGGACACCAUCCGAGCGUCGCUAAUCUCAGCUGUGAGCGAUAAACUGCGCUGGAGAAUGAAGGAGGAGAUGGACAGAGCGCAAGCCGAGCUGGACGCCCUGAAGAGGACAGAGGAAGACCUGAAGAAAGGACACCAGAAGCUGGAAGACAUGGUGUCCCGCCUGGACCAGGAAGUGGCUGAGGUGGACCGAAACAUUGAGCUCCUCAAGAAGAAGGACGAGGAACUGAGUGAAGCUCUGGAGAAGAUGGAGAACCAAUCAGAAAACAAUGACAUUGAUGACGUGAUCAUACCAACAGCCCCGCUCUAUAAGCAGAUCCUGAACCUGUAUGCAGAGGAGAACGCUAUAGAGGACACCAUCUUUUACCUGGGAGAAGCCCUGCGGAGAGGAGUCAUCGACCUGGAGGUCUUCCUCAAGCAUGUGCGUCUGCUGUCCCGAAAACAGUUCCAGCUGCGGGCGCUCAUGCAGAAAGCAAGGAAGACCGCUGGACUGAGUGACCUUUACUGACCCUGCCGUCACCAAUGCAUUCUCCUCCUGACACUCCAGCGCUGAUCAUAUGACCCAGACUCUGAUCUGGGUCAGUGGGAGCUCACCCGUUUAUGAUAUUUUACUUCUGUGAGAAUUUUAGCUACUGUACCUCCUUGAUUUGGAUAUUUGAACACUAAAAGGUCAAAACUAGCCCUGAGAAUUAGAAGUAAAUGAUACGUCAUAGACAUUAUGUUCCUACUUUCAUUUGAGCUUCUCAUGUUAAACUGGCAGGUGUUUGCGCCUUUGGCUUUAGAUACUUUUAUUAACCAUACAGAGUGAUGCAUUUAAAAUGAGACAUCCACAGGUAAUAUGUGAGAAAUGUGGAUAGCUACUCCUAUUUUCAUUCAGGCACUGUUACAAAAUAUUGUCAUACUCCAUACCUACGUGAAUCACAGGGAAAUUCACCCCAAAAAUGAAAAGAAAAA
This is a messenger RNA of Rhinichthys klamathensis goyatoka, 1911 nucleotides long. It is a transcript of the gene tsg101a, whose product is annotated as tumor susceptibility 101a. The transcript is spliced from 10 exons. The coding region runs from base 293 to 1465 and encodes 390 amino acids. Gene Ontology annotation, biological process: endosome to lysosome transport; protein transport; protein modification process. Gene Ontology annotation, cellular component: ESCRT I complex. The record is from RefSeq and is a predicted model, not a curated record. Gene Ontology annotation, molecular function: ubiquitin binding. Lineage: Eukaryota; Metazoa; Chordata; Actinopteri; Cypriniformes; Leuciscidae.